This is a messenger RNA of Choloepus didactylus (southern two-toed sloth), 4799 nucleotides long. It is a transcript of the gene EXOC2, whose product is annotated as exocyst complex component 2. Bases 313 to 3087 code for a protein of 924 amino acids. The transcript has 29 exons. Gene Ontology annotation, cellular component: exocyst. NCBI's taxonomy places the organism in Eukaryota, Metazoa, Chordata, Mammalia, Pilosa, Megalonychidae. The record is from RefSeq and is a predicted model, not a curated record. Gene Ontology annotation, biological process: Golgi to plasma membrane transport; exocytosis.
UGCGCCCGGGGGCGGAAGUGUAGGUGGGCGGUCACGGUCCGGGAGUUGCCGGGGACCUGGCGGCGUUCUCGCCCUGGCGGAGUCCUGCUAGAGCUCUCGGUGGUCGGGUCCCCAGUGGCGGCAGGCUGGCUGGAGAGGGUGCCAUAAUUAGUUAUCUUCUGACUCACUGGUCACAAGUCGCAGCUGGUCCGGAAUCCCAAGCUGUACAAACUACCCCCCUACUCACGCCUCCUCACCCGAUGCGUCUGCUUCGCUGCCGCGAUGCUGAGAUUGCUUAUAUAGCUAGAUCAUCAGUUUGCUCCGUCAAGCGUUAUGUCUCGAUCACGACAGCCUCCACUCGUGACAGGCAUCUCUCCCAAUGAAGGAAUACCGUGGACAAAGGUCACCAUUAGAGGAGAGAACCUGGGAAUUGGGCCAACUGACCUCAUAGGUUUGACAAUAUGUGGACAUAAUUGCCUCCUGACUGCAGAAUGGAUGUCUUCAAGUAAAAUUGUUUGUCGAGUGGGACAAGCCAAAAAUGACAAAGGAGACAUCAUUGUCACAACCAAGUCGGGUGGCAGAGGAACCUCAACAGUUUCUUUCAAGCUUCUCAAACCUGAAAAAAUAGGCAUCUUGGAUCAAUCUGCUGUCUGGGUUGAUGAAGUGAAUUACUAUGAUAUGCGUACUGACAGGAAUAAAGGAAUUCCCCCCUUGUCCCUGCGUCCUGCUAAUCCACUGGGCAUUGAGAUCGAAAAAAGCAAAUUUCCUCAGAAGGACUUAGAAAUGCUUUUCCAUGGAAUGAGUGCUGAUUUUACAAGUGAGAAUUUUUCAGCUGCCUGGUAUCUUAUAGAAAACCACUCAACCACCAGUUUUGAACAGCUCAAAAUGGCAGUCAGCAACCUGAAGAAGCAGGCUAACAAGAAGAAUGAAGGCAGCCUAGCAUACGUGAAAGGAGGUCUGAGUACUUUCUUUGAGGCACAGGAUGCCCUCUCAGCUAUCCAUCAAAAACUGGAAGCGGAUGGAACAGAAAAAGUAGAAGGAUCCAUGACGCAAAAACUGGAGAAUGUUCUGAACAGAGCAAGUAAUACUGCAGACACAUUAUUUCAAGAAGUAUUAGGUAGAAAGGACAAGGCAGAUUCCACCAGAAAUGCACUGAAUGUGCUUCAGCGAUUUAAGUUUCUUUUCAACCUUCCUCUGAAUAUUGAAAGGAAUAUACAAAAGGGUGAUUAUGAUGUGGUUAUUAAUGAUUAUGAAAAAGCCAAAUCACUCUUUGGGAAAACAGAGGUGCAAGUUUUCAAGAAAUAUUAUGCUGAGGUAGAAACACGAAUUGAAGCUUUAAGAGAAUUACUCCUGGAUAAAUUGCUUGAGACACCAUCAACCUUUCAUGACCAAAAACGUUAUAUAAGGUACCUGUGUGACCUCCAUGCAUCUGGGGACCCUGCGUGGCAGUGUAUUGGAGCCCAACACAAGUGGAUCCUUCAGCUCAUGCACAGCUGCAAAGAGGGCUACAUCAAAGACCUAAAAGGUAAUCCAAGCCUGCACAGUCCUAUGUUGGAUCUUGAUAAUGAUGUGCGUCCCUCCGUCUUGGGUCAUCUUAGUCAGACAGCAUCACUGAAGAGGGGCAGUAGCUUUCAGUCUGGACGAGAUGACACAUGGAGAUACAAAACUCCACACCGCGUGGCAUUUGUUGAAAAACUGACCAAGCUUGUUUUAAGCCAACUGCCUAACUUCUGGAAGCUUUGGAUUUCAUAUGUUAAUGGAAGCCUUUUCAGUGAGACUGCUGAGAAGUCAGGCCAGAUUGAAAGAUCAAAGAAUGCCAGGCAAAGACAAAAUGAUUUUAAGAAAAUGAUUCAGGAAAUAAUGCACUCUCUGGUCAAGUUGAUCCGUGGAGCCUUGCUCCCACACAGCAUCAGAGAAGCAGAAGUAAGGCAGUACGGGGGCUGGGAGGUGAGGGCCGACCUCCCUGGAGAGUGGCUUGCCCAUGUCGUCCAGACUGGAAGGCUCACUUACGAGUCAUUGACUGCCCUCGAAAUCCCUAAUGACGUGUUACAGACCACCCAGGACCUCAUUCUGGAUCUCCGCGAACGCUGUGUGAUGGUCACACUGCAGCGCACAGCGGAAGAAAUAAAGAGAUUAGCUGAAAAAGAAGACUGGAUUGUCGAUAAUGAAGGACUGACUUCUCUACCGUGUCAGUUUGAACAGUGCAUCAUACAUUCUCUGCAGUCUCUGAAAGGUGUUCUAGAAUGCAAGCCUGGAGAAGCCAGUGUCUUUCAACAGCCUAAAGCACAGGAGGAGGUUUGCCAGCUAAGCAUCAAUAUCAUGCAGGUUUUUAUACACUGUCUGGAACAAUUGAGCACCAAGCCUGAUGCAGAUAUAGAUACUACACAUCUGUCCAUGGAUGUUUCUUCUCCUGAUUUGUUUGGAAGUAUCCAUGAAGACUUCAGUUUGACUUCUGAACAGCGACUUUUGAUAGUCCUGAGUAAUUGCUGCUAUCUGGAAUGCCACACCUUCCUAAAUAUAGCAGAACAGUUUGAAAAGCACAGCUUCCAGGGAAUUGAAAAAAUAACGCAGAUUAGCAUGGCAUCAUUGAGAGAACUGGACCAAAGGCUCUUUGAAAAUUACAUUGAGUUGAAAGCAGAUCCCAUCGUUGGCUCCUUAGAACCUGGAAUUUAUGCAGGCUAUUUUGAUUGGAAAGACUGCCUGCCUCCUACAGGUGUCAGAAACUAUCUAAAAGAAGCGUUGGUGAAUAUAAUUGCAGUGCAUGCAGAGGUGUUUACUAUUUCCAAAGAAUUGGUGCCACGGGUACUAACCAAGGUGGUGGAAGCUGUUUCUGAAGAGCUAAGUCGACUGAUGCAGUGUGUUUCGUCAUUCAGCAAAAAUGGAGCAUUACAGGCGAGGCUUGAAAUCUGUGCAUUAAGGGAUACAGUGGCCGUUUACCUGACUCCUGAAAGCAAGUCUAGUUUUAAACAAGCUUUGGAAGCCCUGCCUCAGCUCUCAAGUGGUGCAGAUAAAAAGUCACUGGAAGAGCUUCUGAACAAGUUCAAGAGCAGUAUGCACUUGCAACUUGCCUGCUUCCAGGCUGCUUCUUCAACCAUGAUGAAAACAUAAAAAUAUGCAAAAUAAGGGCAGUCUGGAAAGAUAACAAGUAAUAAAACUGUUAACCUUCUUGAAUGCCCUUAAAGUAUUUGGUGUAUAAAGCAUUGUGUUUGCGAUUGUUCUUUUUUUUCUGAAUUGGUAGCUUAAAAAGAUGUUGAUGUAUGUUUUCUUUUAACCAAAAUGACCUUAUUUGAAAUGCCCUGGCAGUACUUGCUUAGUCAUCUUUAUUGGAUUAGGUCCAGCAUGACUGCAGCACCUCUUACAGUGUGUUAUAUCUUAGCUAUCUGUCGUGUGGAGACUAAUGCAGGAAGGGUCACUUUAUCAGGGAGUAUUUUGAGACGGCGUGCCCUCUGUGACAAAGCAUUUCUCAUUGUCUCAACUUCUGGACUUUUUGUUUCAGCAGCUUCCAAAACACAUGAAAAGACUAAUAAGAAAUUUGGAAAGUUGUUAAUUUACACAUCUGUUCUAAACUGUAUGGCUGCACUUAAAAUCUGUCUCAUGCAAAUUACUGUAAAUCACUUAAUUCAAGUGAGGUUUUGGAAAAAUUUGCAACCUGAAUAAAAUGUCAUAUUUGGGGUAGAUUAUUUGUUUUCCAGAUGUCCAUGAAUUAACUUUGCAUUUUGUUGUCUAAUUUUUAUUUUUCACAGUGUUGAACAUUAAGCACCUUCUUCAGCAUAGCUUUUUUUGUUCUCAAUUCACUUCUUAAUUAGACUUUUGUCACUUCAUUGUCAUGGAUGUGUAUGCUUGUCCCUGGGGACCUGCACAUCCUGUCACUGCAUUUGCAUACCUGGUGCUAAGUGAUAUCGAUAAGCUUUAUUGGCAGUAGCUGCGAUCUUCAUAUGUCCUACAGCCAAGCCUGGCCUUUCAUGGCUUACGCUCCCAUUACUGCUGCACCUCCCUUAUCAGUUGGCUGCUUUCCCUCCAGCAGCUGAUUUUCUAACACUUCUUACUCUCUCUCUGAGUGACUUGCUCAGUAGCCGAAAGAAUGCUGGUCUGGCAACAGCCUGUGUUUUCUGAAGAUGCAAAGAAAGCUCCUCAGUUGCCAGGCAGUAAAAGCUGCAGAUGGAGCCUUGUAUGUUUGUCCUACAUUCACUGGUGACUUCGUUUACUGGAAUAGGUUCAGGUCACCAUGACCUCUUUGAAAGGGCACUCCCCCCACCUAACCUUAUCACACCAUUUGCAUCAGAAAUUUGAGUAAUUUCUCUCUUUGUAGUCUACUUGUCAAGGACUCCAAGAUUUUCUGUGGGUGUCAGAGAAUCCCCUUUUUCAAGGGGAUUAAUGUUUUUAAUAUUACAAGGAAUUUUAGAGCACAGUGUAGCCAUAUACAGUGUCCAUUGUUUGAAGGAAGUAAAUGCUGUUGUCUUCAUUCAUUUAGUGUAUAGUGGGGGAAUCAUAGUAGCUGGAAGUGAAAGUUUAUAAUCUUGUGCAAAUGUGGUUCAUAAAGCAUAUUAAGCAAUACAGGGAAUAUUGUCUCUCCUAAGCAUGCUAACCAUUGUAAUCUAACGUGACUAUGAACUAAAUUACAAAUCUGCAAUCCUGAAUGUAUGCAUUAUUUUAAAUAUCUAUUACAGGGGAUUCAGCCAAUAAAGAAGCUGUCUUCAGUGUAAGAUUUAAUUUAGUUAACUUUUUCCCCUAAGCAUCUUUAGUUUAACAUAUUUCCAUUAACUGUAACUUUUUAUAUGUCUAGUUUAAACACUCAAAAUAAAUACUUAAAUUUGGCUUUA